AUGGCAACUCAAACAUCGGAACACUCUGCUGAUACUGUUGCUCGUGCUUUUGUUGAUCAAUACUACCGCAUUCUACAUAUGUUUAUCGACCAGUCCUAUAGAUUUUACAAGGAUGAAAGUGUGUUAAGUUGGGCUCAGCCUGAUGGUGAACUGAAAUCCGCGACGACAACUGAUGGAAUAGCUGAGUUUAUCAAGUCAUCUCACUUUAAGAAUUCCAAGGUGGAAGUCGCGACGAUUGACUCCCAAGUAUCUGCUGCGGGAGGUUUUCUUGUGGUGGUUACAGCAACCUUGAUCGGGCAAGACGAAUCAAGAAAAAGUUUCUCUCAGACCUUUUUCCUCGCUCCACAGGAGAAAGGAUACUUUGUGUUGAACGAUAUUUUUCGUUUUGUUGGCGUUGUAGAAUCUUCAACGGUUGUCACAGAUAAGGACGAGGAAACAGCUUCAGUUGCUGCUUUGGAAGACAAAGUUGAAGAAAAUGUGAAGGCUAUUGAAAGCGAAGUUGGUGAAAAUGUCAACGAGGUGUCUGAGAAAUCAGAGGCUAAGGUUACAACUGAUGACGAAGUUGACAACAAACCUUCAGUCACUUCGAAUGAAACAGAACAACCCGUUGUUGAGACAACCUCGAAUGCUCCUAAAGUUACCUAUGCUUCAAUGAUGAAGAUGGGUAGGUCCGCGCCGCCAACCAAUGCCCCACACAGGGUUGUAAGGGUUGCUGCAAAUGCUGAUCUCCAUCCCGCGCCUAAGAAACCUCAAGCCAAUGGCUUACUGAAGGCGAUGGCUUCUAAUUCGAAUGGCAUGCCUAAAGCACAAGAACACAACAACAAUUCCGAUGAAGAAAUCGAGUGUAAAUCGGUAUAUAUUGGUGGCUUGCCAACCAACACAACAAGUAGCGAGCUCUACACGAUCGUUAGACAAUUUGGACCAGUUCACAGUCGUGACGUUCAAAUCAAAACUUACGAGGAGGACGGAUAUUGUUGUGGUUUCGUGCACUUUCAAGAUGUUGUGUCUGCUCGUAAUGCAGUUCAGAUGCAUCAUAUAAUUGUGAGGGGAAGAGAAGCUUAUAUAAGAUUCAAGCGAAACAAAGCGCGCGGUGAUAGGGCAACGUCUCCAUCGGGUAGGGGUGGAUUUCGCGAUGGAAAUGGUUAUGACUUGCGAAGUCGGCCUGAAAGUUCCGAGGGACGAAAGGGAGAAGGUUACCAGCAGAACUACAGAAGGAGGGAUUAGUGAGGUGGUGCUAAUUACAAUGGUGGCACCAACUUAUACUUAGUGUUGUAGCCUUGUUUGUAGGCUUACAUGUUGUAUCAAACUUUGUUUUGGUUUUCACUUCAUUUUGAAGUUACAUUAUUUGGUUUUGGAUUGAAA
Messenger RNA from Nicotiana tabacum (common tobacco), 1362 nucleotides. Its product is annotated as nuclear transport factor 2-like. Gene Ontology annotation, cellular component: cytosol; ribonucleoprotein complex. The record is from RefSeq and is a predicted model, not a curated record. Lineage: Eukaryota; Viridiplantae; Streptophyta; Magnoliopsida; Solanales; Solanaceae. Gene Ontology annotation, molecular function: mRNA binding.